AUGCUACCCGUGAGACAGCCGACUGCUAAACGGACGGGACAGCUGGUUUUCCAGUUUGUGCGCGGAAAAAGGACCAAAAGCAAGGGUACGCUGGCUCCUGCAAUUCAAAGAGCUGUUACUCAACUGAGCGUGAUGUCUGCGGGUAGAAAGCAACCAAAAAUGCUAAAACUGUCGCAAGAAGACUAUAUCAAGCACCAAACGAUUCAGACUUGCUGGGCCAUGUAUCAGAAAGAGCUGCGCGACAAGCGCAAUGAACAACUCAGACUUCAAUAUAAAAGCACGGAGGCGGCCAUGGAACUGCUGCAGAAACUAGAUCCCGAACUUUUCGAGGCGGCUAACGCUUCCGAGGCUGGAAAGCGGUUUCCCCUAGAGCUGAAAGUGCCCACGGAAUUUCCUCCUAAGAAAAUUUGGUAUUACAACUAUAAAGUCAAACAAGAAUAG
Lachancea dasiensis is the source of this 441-nucleotide messenger RNA. The record is from the annotation of a GenBank genome assembly. NCBI's taxonomy places the organism in Eukaryota, Fungi, Ascomycota, Saccharomycetes, Saccharomycetales, Saccharomycetaceae.